This is a messenger RNA of Rhizoctonia solani, 1608 nucleotides long. Its product is annotated as cation efflux family protein. The transcript is spliced from 3 exons. Gene Ontology annotation, cellular component: membrane. The coding region runs from base 1 to 1608 and encodes 535 amino acids. The record is from RefSeq and is a predicted model, not a curated record. Gene Ontology annotation, biological process: transmembrane transport; monoatomic cation transport. Gene Ontology annotation, molecular function: monoatomic cation transmembrane transporter activity. Lineage: Eukaryota; Fungi; Basidiomycota; Agaricomycetes; Cantharellales; Ceratobasidiaceae.
AUGCGCGCCCAGGGACUACGGCAUCUGCAGCCAAAUUCGAGCGGUCUACGACUAGCCACGUCGUCGCUACAGCCUUGUUCUCAUACUGCUCCCCCACGGCCUUCCCGACUGCGGAACACUAGUCCUGCACUAUAUAACCGCUCGGGUCACACCGCCACAGUAUCUUCUCCUCUAUCGUCCACGACACUCGCGCCCUGCUACACGCUCCCGAGACGGCCGUCUACAUACUCGGCUAACCACGUCCGCGCCGCAUCUCGAACCGGACACGUGAACAACAAUACGGACACCUACGUGUCACCCAGAUUUAGAUUCACAGGCGCGCUCUAUUCUCCCCCUGUCCGUGCCUUUUACCACCACGCACGGAAACCACACACUCUCUCGUUUCAAAUUAUGGAAUCCUCAGCUACUCUCACCCAGCGUCGUGGUCACGCAAACAAGGCCGAGGAGCAUGACCACCACCAUGAUCACGACGACCACUCUCACUCUCAUGGGCUCUUUCAUUCCCAUUCACACUCCCAUGCACACGGAGGAGAGGCAGGUGAAAUCAUGAAGGCUCUUUCCGGAGCAGGUGACGCAGGGAGCAGAAUAACACUCAUUGGUCUCGCAUCCAAUGUUGUCCUCUCGGCAACAAAGGGCAUCGCAGGCGUAUACUUGAACUCGGCAGCCCUCGUCGCCGACGCAGCCCAUUCCCUUAGUGACCUGAUGGGUGACUUUGUCACACUCGCGUGCUGGAAAAUAUCCCGCAAACCACCAACUGAUGCAUAUCCCUACGGAUACGGCAAGUUCGAGACACUAGGAACAACAGUCGUCUCGUUGAUUCUUGUCGGAGGCGCUGCUGCUAUCGGCUUACAUUCCUAUACCAUGUUGCUGGACGCAUUGACACCAACAGUAGCGACCAUUCAACCCGGGCCGAUGCACGAUUUCUUGCAAUUUUUAGUAGGGACCAAAGAGAGCGUUGGCGAAGUCUUGUCUCAUACUCACGGACAUGCUCAUAUCGACGAAUCCGCCGCUUUGGAUCCCAACGCAGCAUGGUUUGCACUGGCCAGUGUAGUCGUUAAAGAGUGGAACUAUAGGGCUACCAAGGCCGUAGCAGACGAAAUGAAAUCCCCCGUCCUGCUUGCAAACGCCUACCACCACCGCUCAGACGCCUACUCAUCCCUCGUCACCCUCCUCGCCAUCAUCGGCACAUGGGCAGUCCCCACUCUCCCCCUCGACCCGCUAGGCGGAAUGCUGGUCUCCCUCUUGAUCCUCCAACAAGGCGUCUCGCUCUGUUAUUCCGCCUUUGGCGACUUUACAGACGCCGGCGUCUCACCUUCUACACGCAAAGAACUCUCUUCUCUCCUGGACCACCUGGUCGAACCGAGGAGCUUGUUGGGAAUCAGGAAUGUACGCGCUGUCAGGAGCGGCAGCCUCAUGUUUGUCGAUUUGACCGCGGACGUCCCGGCCGGGAUGACCGUGCUCGAUGCGCACGACGUUGAGAAGCGGGUCAGGGACGCGAUUAUGCAAGGGCGCAGCGAGGUCAAAGAAGUCCGUGUCCAUUUGCAUGCUGUUGAAGAGGGCCAGUCAGUGAAUGGAAACGCCAACGGAAAGAGCGACUUGCCUUGUUAA